Molecule: messenger RNA, 1312 nt
Organism: Daphnia carinata
Lineage: Eukaryota; Metazoa; Arthropoda; Branchiopoda; Diplostraca; Daphniidae
Exons: 3
Coding region: 894-1220 (108 amino acids)
Source: RefSeq, a predicted model, not a curated record
AAAUACGAUUUUCUUUAGCAAUAUCUCAACCAUAUGCAGUUUAUACAGACAUUUCUUACUUUUAAGUUUUCGUGGGAAUUGACAGGAGCAAAAAGAUACAUCUGGGUAAAUUAAAUAGUGCAAGAGACUAACGAAAGAAACAAACUAAUAUUUAUCUCGACUGUGGAAUGGAUGCUGACGAUGUCAUGAAUUCUCUAAACAGUCGGUUUUAUUGAUUGGACUGACUAGAUGGUACGAAAACAGAUACUUUAUGUAGGACUAACUUCGCAAAAAAAGCAAUUUUGCAGUAUACUUACUUUUAUACUGUAUCGAUAUAUUGCGUAGUUAAAUAUUUUAAACAAGGGGUGGGGGAUCGGGUUGCAUCAAGUAUUGUGAUUUUACUUUCAUUUUAUUUCUUUUUCCUCUUUCAUUUAUCCCCCACCAAAAAAUAUUAUUUCUCCAGUUUUCUCUCGAUUCGGCUUAUGUUUUCUUUGUUUUGUGUGUACAUUCAACCGUUUUUACAUUUUCUUUUUUCUUUUUUACUUCUUUCUUCGAAUUUUGAGUUUCCUUUUGUUUUGACAUUAAUCUUGGUUCUAUUCCUUGCAAUUCAAUGAACAUUUCCCGAAAAAUUUCGUUUUUUGUUUUUUAUUUGCCUUCUUUCAGUUGUAGCUCAUUUCGACCUUCAUAUGGGGUGAAGUGGUUGGAGGCUUAGCCUUUAAAAAGGGUUUGCCUAGGUUACCUAUUCCUGUUGGUUACUCUCUAAUAAGCUGACUUGAUGAGGUUUCAUGUCGGGUUCGGGGCAAUUUCUUUUCUAGGUUUCAACGAAUCCGAAAUUGGCCGCAGCUGCUAGAAGAAGAGCCCUUCGCAGAAGUGUUGGAAACGACUUGGAGUACAAACGUUCUUUCUUUGUCCGCAUGGUCAGUGAUCCCAAAAUGUAUAACCCCAAAAUCGUAGCGAACUUGUCCUACUACUCGGAUUCUAAUCCAUUAACGGUUGCGUCAACCCAAGAUAAAAAAGAUACGCCAUCUUCUUGGAUCAGCUGGCCACUGGGUCUUCUUCUGCAAGGGGUAUUUGAUGACCAUUCGACCGCUAGACUUCGUUUCCGCAAUUGGGAUACCAAAGUAACUCUGAAACCAACUGGAUCGAAUCAUUACAACAGCACUCGACAAAGGUCAAAGUCUCCGUAUCGAGAUAUUGAUUCGACUGGUUCCAGCCGUUCUGAAUCCCCCGAAAAAUACUAGUAAUUCAAUAGAAAAGUUACUAUUGCUGUUUAAUCGUCGUAAAUUUCCGUGUUUUAUUCGAAAAUGACAAAUACAGGAAAUCAUAGAAAGUA